CGGGCGGCGCGGCGGCACGGGCCCGCAGUACGCAGGCGCGGGCAGCGCGGGGCGGGGCGGCGCCGCUCACUUCCUGCCCGGCCGUACCGGUACCGGCACCGGCAGCGGCCCCGGACCGGCCUCGCCAGCCCCGCUCCGCCCGGCCCGGGCCCGGCCCGGUCCGGCCUGCUGCCAUGUCGUUCCGCAAGGUGGUACGCCAGAGCAAGUUCCGGCAUGUCUUUGGGCAGCCGGUGAAGACAGAGCAAUGCUACGAUGACAUCCGUGUGUCCCGCGUCACCUGGGACAGCACCUUCUGUGCAGUCAAUCCUGCUUUUGUGGCCAUCAUCGUGGAAGCCAGCGGCGGGGGCGCUUUCCUUGUCCUGCCCCUGCACAAGACCGGGCGCAUCGACAAGUCAUACCCCACGGUGUGCGGGCACACGGGCCCCAUCCUCGACAUUGACUGGUGCCCCCACAAUGACCACGUCAUCGCCAGUGGCUCAGAGGACUGCACCGUCAUGGUCUGGCAGAUCCCCGAGAACGGACUCACCCAGCCCCUGACAGAGCCUGUAGUGGUGCUGGAAGGGCACUCAAAGCGUGUGGGCAUCAUCACGUGGCACCCCACCGCCCGCAAUGUCCUGCUCAGCGCAGGGUGCGACAACGUGGUGCUGAUCUGGAACGUGGGCACUGCGGAGGAGCUGUACCGCCUCGACGGGCUGCACCCUGACCUCAUCUACAGCGUCAGCUGGAGCCGCGACGGUUCCCGCUUCUGCACUGCCUGCAAGGACAAGAGUGUGCGGGUCAUCGACCCCCGCCGGGGCACCAUCGUGGCGGAGAAGGAGCGGGCGCACGAGGGGGCACGGCCCAUGCGGGCCAUCUUCCUGGCUGACGGCAAGAUCUUCACCACGGGCUUCAGCCGCAUGAGCGAGCGGCAGCUGGCGCUGUGGGACCUGCAGGAGAACCUGGAGGAGCCCAUGGGACUGCAGGAGCUGGACUCAAGCAAUGGGGCCCUGCUGCCCUUCUAUGACCCUGACACUAACGUGGUCUAUGUGUGCGGCAAGGGCGACUCGAGCAUCCGGUACUUUGAGAUCACAGAGGAGCCACCCUACAUCCACUUCCUCAACACCUUCACCAGCAAGGAGCCGCAGCGGGGCAUGGGCUGGAUGCCCAAGCGUGGGCUGGACGUCAGCAAGUGUGAGAUCGCCAGGUUCUACAAGCUGCACGAGCGCAAGUGCGAGCCCAUCAUCAUGACAGUGCCAAGAAAGUCAGACCUCUUCCAGGAUGACCUGUACCCCGACACAGCGGGCCCCGAGGCAGCCAUGGAGGCGGAGGAGUGGGUGGCGGGGCAGACGGCGGGGCCGGUGCUCGUCUCCCUGCGCCAGGCCUACGUGCCCAGCAAGCAGCGGGACCUCAAGGUGAGCCGCAGGAACGUGCUCAACGAGGGACGCCCUGCCGCCACGCCCCCUGCCGCUGCCACUGCGCCCCCUGCUGCUGCGCCUGCCCGCCUCAGCGCCCCCCCUGCCCUGGGCACUGCCACCACGGGCUCCACGGCCGGGGGGCGGCUGGAGGAGGUGCUGCAGGAGGUGGCCGCCCUGCGCCUGCUGGUGACGGAGCAGGGCCAGCGCAUCUCCCGCCUCGAGGAGCAGCUGAGCCGCCUCGAGAACGGCCAUGUCUAGGGUGCCCGGGGGCCCAGGCCCCCCACCCCCAUGCACCCCGCCCCCUUUGGGGACCCCAGCACGCCCCAGGGACCACGGCCAGGACCAUGGCUCUGCCCCGCAGCCCCCCAGUGCUAUCCAGACCUCCUAGGGACCCAGGCCCUGUCCCCAACCCCCUGGUACCACCCCAGGGGCUCCUUCCUGCUGCUGAGGCCCCCUUGUUUUGUACGGCUGACCAAACCCCUCCCUCCCCUUUUUCCGUGGUCACUUCCCCCAUCACCCCCAUUGCCUUACUGGGUGCUGCCCUUGGCUGUGCCCCCCAAAUCAUGGACCAUUUCCCCCCACCCCUCAAACUGCCCCCUCGGGACGGGGGAGUUGUUCUAGGAUCAAACACUAUAUGCCCUGCACCCCCUCUGCCCCCCAUGUCCCUGGGGGUUGUGGGGUCUUCCACCUCUCCUAUGGGGCAUGGCAUCAUCUGCUCUAUGCCUACGGGAGCAUGUCCUUCCCCAUAUUUUUUUGGGGGGAGGUUCUUCCCUUCCCCUCAUCUCCUCCUCCACCACCACCACCACCACCACCACCACCACCACGCAGGGUAAAAAUCUAUAUUUUCACUCCAAAUAAAGGUCUUUAUAAGAAA
Molecule: messenger RNA, 2268 nt
Organism: Dromaius novaehollandiae (emu)
Lineage: Eukaryota; Metazoa; Chordata; Aves; Casuariiformes; Dromaiidae
Gene: CORO1B
Product: coronin 1B
Exons: 11
Coding region: 174-1652 (492 amino acids)
Biological process (GO): actin filament organization; cell migration
Molecular function (GO): actin filament binding
Source: RefSeq, a predicted model, not a curated record